UGACGUAGGGUUCUGCGCGUCUGCAGUUGGUCCUAUCUCGUAGGAGGUUCCACUUCGACAGGCAUUUCAGUGCACUUUUCCUAGUUGGAGGUAGGAUAAGUCCUACAUCCCACUGGUUUGGAUGGGCUCUGGAACGCAGCAUUACAGUACUAGAACCCAACCAAUAGAGGGCGAACGAGGGUGUGUUUGUGUUCCUAGUUCCUAAACAUAAAACUAAGGAUGAUGGUUGUAUUCCUGAACGGCGAACGAAUAUGCUACCAGUUAAAGAUCAGCAGACAACAUAACCCCAAACAUCAAAGUAUAGCAAGAGACAGGUUCAUAUAGCAAGAUGCGGAUCCAAAAGACCGGAUGGACCAGGAUUCAAGACGUUGACUUUUAGAUUUAACGUUAACGUUAAAUGAAUUUCGCUUUACACGAAAGGAGUAUGUGAAGGUAGCAAAAUAAUCCUUUGCAGCCUGAUCGCCUUUUACGCAAAAAAGAUUGUGAGGAUAUUACCCGGCGUGCUAACGUUGCAUCUCAUGAGCGUGAAGGUGAAAAACGUCCGCCGCCAAAGCUACGCUGUCGCGCGGCGUUGGUUUGUACGCGGCGACGGGGAUGUGCGUCCUGCGGCCUCGCGUACACUGGAAGCAGCACGUUUCUAAAGGUUUUGGCCAGUGUCAUUGUAAUGUAAGCAGCUGCAAUAAUCAGUAAUCUCUGUAUUUCCCUGUUUAUUGUUGUGGUUUAUUUAAGUUCAUGCACUUUAUUUAACCCAUCAGUUUAAUGUGUCUGUAUGUAUGUAUCCUGCUCUAAGCCUAUCGUUUGGUUUUAAUUGUCAACGCAUUGCAAAUAGACAUUAUUUGCCUCCAAAAAACAACAUAAACCUUGUUAGCAACUGUAAGCCCAUCUAACUAACACACAUACACGUUGAGUAUCUACUUAAUACACUUUAGUGGCCAUGCAUGAGUUGAACAUUCAUUCUGUUGACAUUUGCAGUUGAAGCAAAUUUGUUGACACCAUUGCAGGCUAACAAACUUUAAGCUCUGAAGAUAAUACAGAAAUCUAUACUUAUAUAUUUAGAUGCAUCCGUCAGAAUGUUUAGAUGACACUACCACAUACAGUUAAUUGAGAAGACAUUUAUAGUGGCUGACUGGGCUUAUGUGGAUAUUACAAGUUUGUUUAUCAAAUGGUGAGGUGGAGGACCACUUUGCUUUCCCAAAUGAAACUUUGACCCCUGCAGUGAUGAAAGGAUAGAGCACAGUUAAAGGAGUGCAAAGAGAACUGACCUUUCACUACGGACAUGAUCUCCAACUGACACUACACUACACAGACAACCGGACAAACCUCUACAGGUUUGCAGCCAUGAGCUUUCGACAUCCAACCUCAACUCUGGACAGGUUAAGCAGUUUGACAUUGGGGGAGUCUGAACGCCGGUCUUCCUUUGGCCAGCAAAGAGAUAAGCAGUCAGCUUUUUCCUCCGAGAACACAGGGACGGGCUUAGUCCAAAGAUGUGUGGUGGUUCAACGGGACAAUUUGGGGUUUGGCUUCACUGUGUGUGGGGAGAGGAUCAAACUAGUGCAGAAUGUUCGACCAGGUGGGGCAGCCGUCAAGGCUGGAGUUCAGGAAGGGGACAGAAUUAUUAAGGUUAAUAGCUCGUUAGUUUCAUCCAUGUCUCAUCAGGAAGUGGUAAAAUUGAUCAAGUCUGGGACAUAUGUGGCCUUGACUCUGCAGGGCCCUCCUCCUUCAACUGUGUCUGCUCCACUCCAGUCCCUAUCUACCGAACUUUCGCCUAAUCACAAGACAACAUUGGAAGGUGAAGCCUUGGCAUCCCCACUUCCUUCAACACCACCUACAGGAAGAAGUACCCCCACCCAGAGAAUCACAGGACCUAAACCAUUACAGGACCCUGAGGUACAAAAACAUGCAACGGAAAUCCUCAGAAAGAUGUUAGAGCAAGAGGAGGCAGAACUGCAGAACCUGUUGGGGGAGCAGUCUCGAAAUCCCUCCCCUUCCCUAGUGGAGCGAAUAGAAAGUGCCAAACGAAGAGCUAAUCAAGUCAGAGUAAAGAUUCAGCAGGACGUGGUACUGUAUUUCUCUUAUUUUAUAUUAUUUUUUAUAUGGGUUGUUAUAAAUGAUUAUCUCUCUUAUCAGGAUGGAACACGUUCAGAAGUUAUUACCAACUAUCUCAUGGCUGGUGAAGGUCUGUUAUCAAUGGACUCCAGUGAAGGAGACUUUGAGGCAUGUGAGAGUCCCUUCUCCUCCACCUUUCUCCAGAAUCCUCUGCACCACAGACAGGGGUCUAACGCAAACACUACUGACUCGGGAGGAAGGGCCCAGAUCAUUGGACCAGAGGAAGAGGAGGAGGAUAAUGGGUACAUGAUAAAUGAGGUUGAUGGGCCAUUCCAGGACAUAGAGCUGCUAAAAAGUCAUCCAGCACACAUGACUGUGUUUAUGAGAUAUGUGUUCAGUCAACUUCUGGAUCCCAACCUACUGCUGUUUUACUUGUCUGUGGAGGCAUAUCUGGGUUCGAGUCCAAAAGACGCCCGCACCCUUGGCCCUCAGAUCUGCUCCUAUUUCCUGAACCAUGAUGCUCCUUUGAAGAUUAAAGUCAGAGAAGAGAUCCUUACAGAUAUAGAGAGUCGUCUCCAUGCACAGGAGGACAUUCGAGGACCUCUCUCUGAACUGCAACAGCAGGUGUUUCCCGAAAUUCAAGACCAGCUUCAAGACUACAGGAAUAAGCAGACAAUGGGCCUGGGAUCUCUAUUUGGAGAGAGCGACCUGCAGCAGUUGGAUGGAGACCCCAUGAAAGAGAGACAGGUGGUGGAUAAACAGGUUGUUGCACUUUGGGAAAUCAUAUCAAAACAUGAAGAAGAUAAAAGUUCUCCUUUAGCUUCUGCUGUUCACUUGUAUCUCAGACACUCUGGCAUUAAUCUGAGAGACUCUAAAGUGUUUCCUGGUUUGAUCUUGGAAAAGGAGAAGUGGCUUCCAUUUUUUCCAAAAAGUAAAAAGCAGCUGAGCAGCGCAAAAAAAGAAAAGGAUGGAGAAGAUAAGAAAAGAAAUCCUUUAUUGAAAUACAUUGCGAAGCCCAAGAGUACAUCUCAGUCGAUGUUCCAUGUUCCAUUGUCCCCCACUGAAGUUCAUCCAGGCGUUGUGCGAAAUAUUAUUCAACAGUUUGAGAAUCAUUCCUAUUCUGUUGAAGAUGGCGAAAUUGAGGGACAGAGGUUGUCCUCCAGCAGCUUUCAGGAUAACAGCAUGGAAAGUCCAACCAUGUCGGUGCGUUUGGCUCGUAGCGAGUCGUUAAAAGCUCAGGGGGAGGGCCGGCGACGAGGAAGUGGAACACGGGUAGAAUCUGUUCCUCGUUCCUUAAGUGAUAUAGAUAUGGAGGACUGCGAGGAAAGAGAGAGGCCAGGCCUGAGGCCGUUACAUCACAGCGUCUCGUCAUCAGCAUCCAGCUGUUCAGCACGAUCCUUGGAGAAUCCAACACCACCUUACACCCCUCGCUCUCGCCGCAGGAGCAUAGACUCUCCAGAGUCUCUGUUACCCCAUGCUCCUGCCCUAGAUGAGGACGUGAUCGACUCUCAGAACUGGCAAGAGACGGUGGAGCCACACAUACUGACCUCUCUCACUUCACGUGAAAUCGACAGACAAGCUGUCAUAUACGAGCUGUUUACCACUGAGGUGUCUCAUUUGCGGACCCUUAGGGUUUUAGAUCAGGUGUUCUUCCAGAAGAUGCAGAGCGUUCUCAGUCAGGAGGAGCUCUCCUGUAUCUUCCUGAACCUGCAUCAGGUCUAUGAACUACACGCAAACUUAUGUGAGUCUAUGAAGAAACACAGGGAAUCCGUGAUCGUUCAGGGAAUUGGGGACCUCAUGUUGGCAAGAUUUGAGGGUGAGGCAGGGAAUCAGUUUCAGGAGCAGGUGUCUCAUCUGUGCAGUAAGCAGAGUCAAGCGCUGGAAUUGAUCAAAAAUAAACAGCGCAAAGACCCUCGAUUCGCCCACCUAAUACAGGAGUGCGAGGGCAGUCCACACUGCCGUAGGUUACAGUUAAAAGAUCUUCUGGUGUCUGAAAUGCAGAGAUUGACUAAAUAUCCACUGCUACUGGAUAACAUUAUCAAAUACACAGAGGAGGAUUCACCUGACCUGCAGAUGCUGCAUAGAGCCCUGGCCUGUUGCCGCGGGAUACUACAGGCUGUCAAUGAGGUCGUCAGAGAGACAGAGCACAGGCACCGUCUCAGCCAAUACCAGAACAGGCUGGAUCUCACGCAUCUGGAAAGACAGGCAAAUCCUGUUGCAUCACAAUUUAAGAAUCUGGACCUCACCACUAAGAGAAUGAUCCAUGAAGGUCAUCUGACAUGGAAAGUCAGCAAGGACAAAGCAUUCGAGAUCCAGGCAUUGUUACUCUCAGAUCUCUUGGUGCUACUUCAAAGAGGUCCAGACGACCGUCUCAUACUGCGCUGUCCAUCACGAUCGCUGGCUGGGGGUGGUUCUACAGACCUCAAAACCUCAUUCUGCCCUGUCGUACGUCUCGACUCCUCGCUUGUUCGAUCGGUCGCAACAGACAAUAAAGCUCUCUAUGUAAUAAGCACAUCGGAGAGACAGAUCUAUGAGCUGGUGGCCGGGACAUCUUCAGAGAAAAACAUUUGGAAAGACUUGCUUGAAAAGACAAUCGCUUUAGCCACUCAAGGGGCAAACACAACCAAACAGAGUUCUCCAGCACAAUCCUCAGGUGUGUGUACAUCUUCCAGUCGAUUAGAUGUUUCACUGUCGGAGGAGUCUGUGUCUCUAGAACAACACUCGGCUGGUGAUAAUGAAUGUGCUCUCAAAUCCAUCAAACCAAUUGAAGUGUCUGAGGCCUCCCAUGAUGAGAAUGGGGAGAGUUACCUGCACACAAAAGCCGGUGUUGCUGAAGCUGCUCUUCAGGAUGUGGAAAUCCUCCGACAGCUCAUCUUCAGGGAUCUUGAGGAUGGGUGGAGUCAGGAUUCGGAUGACACGCCUACAAAUGAAGGUUCUUUUGCAGACAGGCCAAGACCAGAUAUUUCUGACCCUAACCUUAGGGAGAACCCAAACAAAUGGGUAGAAGAGCAUGUAGAUGCUUUAUCGUUAGAGGUGGUACAAUCUGCUAUUCAGAUUGUAAGGAAAGUUGUGGGUGUGGGCUGUUCUAUUCCUGAUGACAUUACCGAUGAUGUCACCUCCAACCAAUCGUCUAAGGAAAAAGGGAACAUGUUUUAUCUGGUAAUGCCCAAAGACCAAGCUGGUGCUCUCACAGAUGAAAGCAGCACAGAUGAAAUCAAAGACUCUGACAUAUCGGAGAACCAUCAGAAUCAAAACAUGUUCUCAACGUCAUUUUUGGAAGAAGAACAAGAGACUUCAAUAGACCUCUCUCCAAUAGACCCAUCACUGCCUGAGAGCCUAGGUCAAAGAGAAGGGCUUGACCAGCCACAAGUUAGUAACCAGCAGCAUGUAAUCAAGAAUGUGGACGAGAUCUUCCACACGAUUGAGGAGCUAAUGAGAAAAUUAAACCAUCUUAAGGAAAUUGAAGCAGACCAUUACAAUCUUCUGAAGAAAUUAAGAAAAUCACUCUCUGUGGAUGAAGCAUCAAGUGACUUUGUCUACAAGUCUCCUGCAGCGGUCAAACCACUAGACCAUGGAGCUGGCAAUGGUAAAGUGGGCACCUCAACAGAACCAGCUCAGACAGAAAUCCAGUCUACUGGCUUCUGACGGUUUACACUGGAGCUGUUUGAGGAUCUUACAGUAACUGCACAGAUAUUGUGAUGCAGUCCCCUUCCCAACAUGCCUUGCACCUGGAUGUACAAUCCAGGUUGAAUUAUGUGUGGUUUGUGUCAAACAGAAAUUCAGAUACAGAUACAGAUUAAAUUGACCCUUUGGGCUGCAUUCAGACAGACAGGGUCAAGUAUGAAGAAUAGUAAUGAUUUUAGUAAUGCAUUAAGGAGAAAGUUUUAGUGAAGUAGCUGCAAUUUGGUGGUAAAUGGAUCAAAGUAAAACGAAGGUGGGACCGUGAAAUGUAAUAUGUAUCAUGGCUAAUGACUUUAAAGGAAACCCCAGCACUUUACCUGAUGUACAUCUAUUUCUCUCCUCCAUUUAGCUAAUAAAAAAUUUUGUGCUCACCAGUUUUGGAUUAUCACUACUUAUGUUAUUAUCUGAAAAGAGUGCUUUGACAAAUUAUUUUUUUUUGCACUGGGAACUAUUUAAAACAAAAGGUGCGAAGAGGAUUCCUGUGUAUUUUAUAGUGUAGCAAAGAAAAAGAAGGAAAAAAGAAAUGAUGAAGGCUUUUUGUGCUAUGGAAGAAAUUAAGUAAAAUUUGUCUAAACACUCAUUUUUUCUGAAGGUUCAUGUGUUAUCAUACGGUUCACGACUUGAACAAGACUUGAUAUCACGUGGAAAGGAGAUAUUUAUGGAAUCUGAAAUAUGACAUGCAAGCUGACAUAUCGUAUCCCGUGUAUGUACUGUGAAUUGUUUUCCCACUAUUUGUUUACACUGAACAAUAGUGCUGUAGUAGCUAAGCGAGUGCUUGGAACAAAUGAAGGGUUCGGGAACUCUGAUUUUAAAAAUACAAGUAUUUGAACAUGUUAACCUAACCUGCUUAAGAAUGAAAACUUCACCUCCUUUUAAUUUUGUUUUUGUUUUUAAUAGUUCGCCUAGAGAACACUUCUAACAUAGAUUGAAUACUAAAAUGGUUGCUUGUAUGAAUAACUGUUCUGUAACUCAGGUGGAGAAAUUGACAUUUUAAUAAUAUCUUGGAAGCUGUCUUCUUUAUGCGCUUUUAUUUCUUAUAUUAUACUUGUUCCAUGUUUAUUUGUACUUGUCAACAGUUCAGCGAUUUCUAAAAAUAUAAUGCACAACAACAAAACCAUACUUGUGCAAACUACUGUAUGUAAAUGUUGUUUUUGACAUUCACUCAUGUAAUAUAGCAUUCACAGUUUUAUUUUCUGUAAAGCUCUCGUUGUUUCCUGAAUUUUAUUUUUGUAGAUAUGACAAACUAAAGAUGUGUAAAUUAUUACCUCUCCCUCUUUUAAAAAUGGCGAGAUUUUUAAAUGCACAAAAGGAAAAUGAAAAUGCAUGUUUAAAAUAUCUUGUUUUGUGAAAAAAUAAUAAAAAUAUUAUAUAUUG
Molecule: messenger RNA, 7101 nt
Organism: Misgurnus anguillicaudatus (oriental weatherfish)
Lineage: Eukaryota; Metazoa; Chordata; Actinopteri; Cypriniformes; Cobitidae
Source: RefSeq, a predicted model, not a curated record